This is a messenger RNA of Phytophthora sojae, 843 nucleotides long. RefSeq lists its product as hypothetical. The record is from RefSeq and is a predicted model, not a curated record. The transcript has 4 exons. Bases 1 to 843 code for a protein of 280 amino acids. Lineage: Eukaryota; Oomycota; Peronosporomycetes; Peronosporales; Peronosporaceae.
AUGUCGGAGAGCGAUACAUCUACAGGCGACAAGUACGAGACCGACAGCGACAUCGAAGACCAAGCUCCGCCUGGGACCUGGCGAUAUGUUGCGACAGAGGUCGAGGGAGUGGAAGUCGACGACGUGGACGGCUUCCUAUUGGCAAAGACAAGAGAAGAAUCAAGUACUGGCAUCAGCCGGCUCUUACAGAAGAUGUUUGGGACGUCGGACCACCACCUUCCUGGUGUCGGCUUGGACCCAGCCAUCCUGGCGAGCCUCAAAAACUACGCCAACAAGAGCUUGCGUGAGGCAGAUGCGGUGACCAUUGACGACGUUUUCCAGUUGGUGGAAGUGGGACUGUGGUUAUGUUUCUACGGUAUCACGCCUGACGCAUUCUAUAGAGCCGAAAACGCCAGGUGUUACCCACCUGCGGCGGCGGUCAUGUCCGUUGCGAAGUACAGAUCGUUGUUGGCAGCAUUCGGGAUCUCCAACCCGCAACAUCGGAGCAACACAAGCCACCGAAAUGCUCCCUUCACCCUCAAUCGAGAUAUUUCGAAUACAAUGGAGCAAAUACGCCGAUUUUGUUCGGAUAUAGGCUUUGUCAAUGAGAUCACAAUCGCUUCGCUCGAUGACGACAUGCUCCGGCUUCGAUCGCAGCUAGUUGAUGACUUUGGACUAGCUCACAUCGGGAACCCAAAAAAAAGGAUACACCACGAAAUUGUUUCGGUCGUCACAGGUUUUUAUCUUGGUGGUCAUAUAGCUGGACGUGGUGAGUCAAAUAUUGAUGCGGUAAGGAUAUUGCAGCGCUCGUUGGGUGGAACGUCUACCGAGAACCAAAUUUGCUUACCUGGGAUACUGGAGUAA